AUGCACAAAUCAGUUCUCGAUGUACAUAUGAGGUCUCACACGGGGGAGAAACCAUUUUCCUGCCCUGAGUGCAAGAAAUGUUUUACACAGAAGGCCCAUCUGUCUCGACAUCAGAGAUCACACACGGGCGAAAAGCCAUAUUCCUGCACGGAGUGCGGGAAAUGUUAUACACGGAAAUCAGAACUUAUUAUACAUAAAAGAUCUCACACUGGGGAGAGGCCGUAUUGCUGUUCUGAGUGCGGGAAAUGUUUUUCAAGUAAAAGCAGUCUUUUCAUCCAUCAGAAAUAUCACACGGGUGAGAAGCCAUAUGCCUGCCCUGAGUGCGGGAAAUGUUUUGCGCAGAAAUCAGAGCUUGUUGUACACAAAAGAGCUCACACUGGGGAGAGGCCAUUUUGCUGCCCCCAGUGCAGGAAAUGUUUUUCACAGAAGCACUAUCUUACCAAACAUCUGAGAAUUCACAUGGAUGAAAAGCUGUAUUCCUGUCCUGAGUGCGCAAAGUGUUUUUCACAGGCGUCAAAUCUUAACAAACAUCUGAGAUUGCACGCGGGUGUGAGGCCGUAUUCCUGUCCUGAGUGCGGUAAAUCUUUUUCACAAAAGUCCACUCUUACCAUUCAUCAGAAGCCGUAUCCCUGCCCUGAGUGCGGAAAAUGUUUUUCAUACAAAUCAGGAUUUGUUGGACAUCAAAGAUCUCACACGGGAGAAAAGCCGUAUCCCUGCCCUGAGUGCGGAAAAUGUUUUUCAUACAAAUCAGGACUUGUUGUACAUCAAAGAUCUCACACGGGAGAAAAGCCGUAUCCCUGCCCUGAGUGCGGAAAAUGUUUUUCAUACAAAUCAGCACUUGUUGUACAUCAAAGAUCUCACACUGGAGAAAAGCCGUAUCCCUGCCCUGAGUGCGGAAAAUGUUUUUCAUACAAAUCAGGACUUGUUGGACAUCAAAGAUCUCACACGGGAGAAAAGCCAUAUCCCUGCCCUGAGUGCGGAAAAUGUUUUUCAUACAAAUCAGCACUUGUUGUACAUCAAAGAUCUCACACGGGAGAAAAGCCGUUUCCCUGCCCUGAGUGCAGAAAAUGUUUUUCACAGAUGUCUUCUGUUUCCACGCAUCUGAAAUCCCACUCAAGGGAGAGGCUGUAUUCCUGCCGAACGGGGGAGAAGCCGUAUUCCUGCCCAGAUUGCGGGAAAUGUUUUUCGCAGAAGACCCAUCUUUCCAGACAUCAGAGCUCGCACACGGGGGAGAAACCGUAUUCCUGCCCAGAGUGCGGCAAAUAUUAUACACGAAAAUCAGACCUUGUCAUACAUCAAAGAUCUCACACGGGGGAGAAGCCGUAUUCCUGUCCUGAGUGCAGGAAAUGUUUUUCACAUAAGUCCCAACUUAACAUCCAUCAGAGGUCUCACACGGGGGAUAAUCCGUAUGUAUGUCCUGAGUGCGGGAAAUGUUUCCCACGAAAAGCGUACCUUGUCACACAUCAAAGAUCUCACACGGGGGAGAAGCCGUAUUCCUGCCCAGAGUGUGGGAAAUGUUUUUCCGGGAAGUCUUGUCUUUCCAAGCAUCAGAGAGUGCACACAGGUGAAAAGCCGUAUUCUUGUUCUGAGUGUGGGAACUCUUUUUCACAGAGGAUACAUCUUUCCCGACAUCAAAGAGUGCACACGGGUGAAAAGCUGUAUUCUUGCUCCGAGUGCAGGAAAUGUUAUACGCGGAAUUCCGAACUUGUUAUACAUCAAAGGUCUCACACGGGGGAGAAGCCAUACUUGUGCCCUGAAUGUGGGAAAUGUUUUUCACAUAAGACUCCAUUUAACACCCAUCGAAGAUCUCACACCGGUGAGAAUCCGUAUUCCUGUCCCGAGUGCGGGAAAAAUGUUUUUCACACAUCAGAGAUUGCACACGGGGAGGACAAGCCGUAUCCCUGCCCUGAGUGUGGGAAAAGUUUUUCACACAAAUCAGAACUUUCUAUACACCAAAAAUCUCACGCGGGGGAGAAGCCGUAUUCCUGCCCCGAGUGUGGGAAAUGUUUUUUACAGAAGUCUUGCCUUGUCAGACACCAGAGAUUGCACACGGGUGAAAAGGUCUAUUCCUGCCCCGAAUGCGGGAAAUGUUUUCCAUGUAAAUCAGACCUUGUUGCACACCAGAGAUCUCACACGGGGGAGAAGCCGUAUUCCUGUCCAGAGUGCGGGAAAUGUUUCUCAAAGAAGUCCCACAUUUACACACAUCAGAGAAUGCACACGGGGGAGAGGCCAUAUUCGUGUCACGAGUGCGGGAAAUGUUUUCCAUGUAAGUCAGACCUUAUUGCCCAUCAGAGAUCCCACACGGGUGAGAAGCCGUUUUCCUGCCUUGAGUGCGGGAAAUGUUUUUCAAUGAAGUCCCAUCUUUACACACAUCAGCGAUUGCACACGGGCGAGAGGCCGUAUACCUGUUCAGAAUGUGGGAAAUCAUUUUCGCAGAAGUCCAAUCUUAGUAAAACAUCAGUUCUGGCACACACAGGAAAAAUCUCCUUUGCUGCCCUGAGUGCGGGAAUUGUUUUCUGCAGAAAUCAGCAGAAGCCGUAG
Molecule: messenger RNA, 2541 nt
Organism: Staurois parvus
Lineage: Eukaryota; Metazoa; Chordata; Amphibia; Anura; Ranidae
Source: the annotation of a GenBank genome assembly